Sphaeramia orbicularis (orbiculate cardinalfish) is the source of this 787-nucleotide messenger RNA. Its product is annotated as transcription factor HES-5-like. Gene Ontology annotation, biological process: regulation of DNA-templated transcription. The coding region runs from base 12 to 506 and encodes 164 amino acids. Gene Ontology annotation, molecular function: DNA binding; protein dimerization activity. The record is from RefSeq and is a predicted model, not a curated record. The transcript is spliced from 2 exons. Lineage: Eukaryota; Metazoa; Chordata; Actinopteri; Kurtiformes; Apogonidae.
CUCAGUCUACAAUGGCUCCUGUUACUCAAACCAGGCCUGAGGAGAAGCCUGCGUCCGUGGAAAACAACAGCUCCAACAAGCUGAGAAAACUUGUGGUGGAGAAAGUGAGGAGGGACCGCAUCAAUCACAGCAUCGAGCAGUUACGAGCUCUGCUGAACCAGGGGGAUCCGAGCGGCGGCGGCCAGCCUCCGUCAAAGCUGGAGAAGGCGGACAUCCUGGAGAUGGCCGUCAGCUUCCUGAGGCAGAGGGCCAUGGCGCAGGUGGCCCCCAGUUACUCCCAAGGCUUCUCCCAGUGCCUCCAGGAAACCCUCCGGCACCUGUCCCUUCACGCCCCUCUGGAGCCCGCAGAAAGAGAGGAAAUCAAGCGCUUCUACGUGCUCCAGAGGGUGGCCCUGCAGAGGCACAUGACAGGAGAGCAGAGCCGGCGCACAGUGGCACGGAAACGGUCAUCCUCCUCCAGAUCCUCCUCACGGUCCCAUCACGGUUCUCUCUGGAGGCCGUGGUAGUUUGGACACAUGACAUGGUCCCCACUUUUUUUUUUUUUUUAUCUUUAUGGACAAGCGAGCAGCUUACAUGUUUUACCCACAUUGUGUUGAUGAGGUUUGUUUCUUAGGGCGCAAAUGUUGUCUGUGUGACGCAUGGUGUGUGAGUGUAUAUGGUCAGCUGUCCAACAUUUGCACAUUUUCCGACUUGUACCUCUGGAGGUUUGUCUACAAUGUAGGUGAAGAGAGCACAGUCGAGUUGUUUCAGGCCUUAUAUCCCUCUUCUGUUUUGCCUUUUAUAAAGG